Messenger RNA from Fulvia fulva, 564 nucleotides. RefSeq lists its product as uncharacterized. The record is from RefSeq and is a predicted model, not a curated record. The transcript has a single exon. The coding region runs from base 1 to 564 and encodes 187 amino acids. NCBI's taxonomy places the organism in Eukaryota, Fungi, Ascomycota, Dothideomycetes, Mycosphaerellales, Mycosphaerellaceae.
AUGAAGAGCUUCCUCGAUCUCCCACCGGAAAUUCGCAAUACCAUCUACGAGUUUGCUGUGACUUGCGACAACGAUGAAGACUGCAGAAUCACAGCCUGUGCACCAUGGCCUAACGCUGCCGACCGCCCGAUACAAGAGCUUUGCAUGGAGCCGGCCCUCACCAGGACAUGUCGACAGAUCCGCCACGAAAGCCUGCCGAUGUUCUACAGCAUGAACACAUUCUGCAGCGACAGCAAUCAUUUCACGCUAAAGUGGCUACAGCACCUCCGACCUGAGAAGUACGUUGCGCUGACAUCGCUCCGUGUUGGCGACGAGCAUUUCGCACCGCUUAGCCUUACAUACGCCGAGGGGCAGUUCGCGUGGUUCACCCUAGAGAUGGGCAGCGAUGAUCUGCUACAGCGUGGAGUACUGAGAGUACCCAUGAGGGUAGAGGGCGAGGGGGUUCUUUGGGUGACAUUGGCGGAUCUGCUUUCGUUCGAGCGUGGGUUUGUGGAGUGGGUAUCUGAUACUGGCCGUCGCUUCACGACGUUGGGUGUCUUCCGCAAGCGGAGAUCCAACACGUAG